ACAGCGAGGGCAUUUCAACGAUGUCUACACAAUUAUUUCCUAAUGGUUGCAAGUAGGCAGGGCUUGCGGAGGAUGAGCGCCGUUGGUGAACACCAUGGUCCGUUGCUCACCCUCAAUGAUCUACCUGUGCCCAAGGGAUCGUGGUCGGUGGCAAAUGCCAAGAGGCAAUCAAAAAUGAACAUGCAGCUUAUAAGCUCUGUCGUGGCUUUCUCCCUAACUGUAGGCUAUAUGAUAAUGGAGAACAUUGUCUACUUGAACCCACCUCCGAGGAUGACCAACCCACCUCUGGACAUUUUGAAGUCCUAACUACUCCAUCCAAUAGGCGACUACAACCUGCCAGCAUCUUCUUCUUGAUGCUGGUAUAGUUAAAGUAAAUGUUAUGUAUUCACGUUAAAGUGAGACAUUGUUAAUUAGUCGUGUUUGACGUUUAAAGCAGUAAGAAAUGUGCCACAUAGUUGUAAACAUUCACAUGUGCUAAUGGCAGUAUGCACGCACAGUAUGAUUAAAAUGUGAUAUCUGAAAUAGCUUGGUUGUAGUAUAUGGUAAUUUAUCUCUGACAAUUCCUGAUGUUUAUUUGCUCACGAGGAGCACUCACUCAUUCAAGAAACAUUGCAACAGUUAUGUUUAUGGAUGCAGGAUUAAUAAACAAAUACAAAAUUAUGUAUAGGGUU
This is a messenger RNA of Priapulus caudatus, 671 nucleotides long. RefSeq lists its product as uncharacterized. NCBI's taxonomy places the organism in Eukaryota, Metazoa, Priapulida, Priapulimorpha, Priapulimorphida, Priapulidae. The record is from RefSeq and is a predicted model, not a curated record. The coding region runs from base 43 to 306 and encodes 87 amino acids. The transcript has 3 exons.